CGCCGCCGCCGCCGCCGGCCCGCCAUGGCCCGCCUGACAGAGAGCGAGGCGCGCCGGCAGCAGCAGCAGCUCCUGCAGACGCGGCCCUCGCCCGUGGGCAGCAGCGGGCCCGAGCCCCCCGGGGGGCAGCCCGACGGCAUGAAGGACCUGGACGCCAUCAAGCUCUUCGUGGGCCAGAUCCCGCGCAACCUGGACGAGAAGGACCUCAAGCCGCUCUUCGAGCAGUUCGGCCGCAUCUACGAGCUCACGGUGCUCAAAGACCCCUACACGGGCAUGCACAAAGGCUGUGCCUUUCUCACCUAUUGUGCCAGGGACUCCGCCAUCAAAGCUCAGACUGCCCUGCACGAACAGAAGACCUUGCCCGGGAUGGCGCGGCCAAUCCAAGUGAAGCCAGCGGACAGCGAAAGCCGCGGAGGUAGAGACCGGAAGCUGUUUGUGGGGAUGCUGAAUAAGCAGCAGUCGGAGGAGGACGUGCUGCGGCUGUUCCAGCCCUUUGGGGUCAUCGACGAAUGCACCGUGCUGCGCGGGCCUGACGGCAGCAGCAAAGGCUGUGCCUUUGUGAAGUUCUCCUCCCACACCGAGGCCCAGGCGGCCAUCCAUGCCCUGCACGGCAGCCAGACCAUGCCGGGUGCUUCCUCCAGCCUGGUGGUCAAGUUUGCCGACACCGACAAGGAGCGAACACUGCGGCGCAUGCAGCAGAUGGUGGGCCAGCUGGGCAUCCUGACGCCAUCCCUCACCCUGCCCUUCAGCCCCUACAGUGCCUACGCCCAGGCUCUCAUGCAGCAGCAGACAACGGUCCUGUCCACGUCGGGCAGCUACCUGAGCCCUGGCGUGGCCUUCUCACCCUGCCACAUCCAGCAGAUUGGCGCCGUCAGCCUUAACGGGCUGCCUGCCACGCCCAUCGCCCCUGCCUCUGGUGUCGUGCCCUUCCCUGGGGGGCACCCUGCCCUAGAGACUGUGUAUGCCAAUGGCCUUGUGCCCUACCCAGCUCAGAGCCCGACCGUAGCCGAGACCCUCCAUCCCGCCUUCUCCGGAGUCCAGCAGUACACAGCCAUGUACCCCACCGCGGCCAUCACGCCCAUCGCGCACAGCGUCCCCCAGCCGCCGCCCCUCCUGCAGCAGCAGCAGCGAGAAGGAGUUUGGAGACACGGAGCUGACGCAGAUGUUCCUGCCCUUCGGCAAUAUCAUCUCCUCCAAGGUGUUUAUGGAUCGGGCCACCAACCAGAGCAAAUGUUUUGGCUUCGUGAGCUUUGACAACCCGGCCAGCGCGCAGACGGCCAUCCAGGCCAUGAACGGCUUUCAGAUCGGCAUGAAGAGGCUCAAAGUGCAGCUGAAGCGGCCCAAAGACCCGGGACACCCCUACUGACCGCGCCCACAGCCGCCCGGAGGCUGCGGGCCUGGCCCAGGUGAGCCGCCAGGCGGCCCCACCCACACCCCGCCCCCACCCCGUCUUGGCCAAACACCCUCUCAUUCUCCAAACCCUCCCCAGCCCUGGGGGAUGCUGCUGGAGGCCACAAGGAGCCCCCAGGUUGGGUUGGUGAGGACAGAGCUAGACCAGAGUCACCCCCCAUUCCUCCUUCGGUCAGGGCUGGAACAGAGGGUGUAACCAGGAUCCAGGGGUGGUUGGGGAAUCCUUCCAGAAGAAGGCUUUGAAGGAUGAAUAGAAGUUCGCCUGAGAGGCCAGGUUUGGUCUGGGGUGGGGUGGGCUCUGGGGAGGGGCUUCUGUCCUGUCCUACGAAUCU
Messenger RNA from Odobenus rosmarus divergens (Pacific walrus), 1742 nucleotides. RefSeq names its product CUGBP, Elav-like family member 5 (gene CELF5). Gene Ontology annotation, molecular function: mRNA binding. The transcript has 12 exons. Gene Ontology annotation, biological process: mRNA splice site recognition; regulation of alternative mRNA splicing, via spliceosome. Gene Ontology annotation, cellular component: nucleus; ribonucleoprotein complex; cytoplasm. Bases 25 to 1254 code for a protein of 409 amino acids. Lineage: Eukaryota; Metazoa; Chordata; Mammalia; Carnivora; Odobenidae. The record is from RefSeq and is a predicted model, not a curated record.